UAAAAUUCUUCAUAAGAAAUGCUUCUGUAUGGAUAAAUCAGGUCUGGUCGAUGCCCCUUUCUUAACGCAAAAUUUUAGAAUACUGCAUGAAGGACCAAAGCUGUCAUGAAGCAACCUGUUGGCGAUAAUUGUUAGAACCGGUGGCGAGCUGAAGAGGCGGAUUGAUUUUGUCGACUGGUUGUAGUGGGCUCUCAUCGAUACAGACACUCCGUGCCGGAUCUCACCGACCGUUCACAGCAGAGACAAUGCAUCAGAGGAAGAAGACACGGCGGGUGUAAAUUAUCGCAUUCGGAGAAUAAUAUACAUAUCACCUGGCAAGAUGGAUUCAAUGAUGAACUUUUCCCUUGGAAUAACUUCAAGCACAGAGAAUAUGACGGAGACCGAGUUUGACCUAAACCUCUUGUACGAAAAAUAUAUUCCAGAAAAGUUCCUUAUACCUAAAAUAAUAAAGACCAUUCUGUACGCUUUUGGAUUUCCCGGAAAUAUUUUAGCUUGUAUUUUAUGGCUUCAAAAACCCAUGCUGCACUCCUCGGGAUGCUACCUUGCGGCCCUAGCCGCUUCAGAUGUGUUGUUUCUGAUAAUGUCCCUCAUGUAUGAUCUUACACUUUAUUGGAAAGUGAAAGUCCUCGAAUUUCCUACUAUCUGCCAACUGUUCCCGUGUAUGUAUCUUUCUGUACAAUAUUUAUCUCCCUUGCUUACGUUAGCGUUCACCGUUGAGCGCUUUAUAUCAAUUCGAUUUCCGUUCAAGAGGAGGAUAUACUGCAACAUAAAGAGGGCCGUCUGUGUCAUUCUCACGCUUGUCGCCAUUUCUCUUGGAGUCGCCGGAAUUCAGAUUUAUUUUUGGCAUUACGACUAUAACCUAGAAAAAUGUGUCAACAGGCUGGAGUUCGUGUAUCUGUCUGAGAAAUGGACCUGGGUGACGGAGUUUGUCAUGUUCAUGUUUGUCCCUGUCCUGAUCCUGCUGUUCAAUAUUCUACUGGUCGUCACCAUGAGAAACUCCUCCCGAAGAGCACAGGAACUCUACGGACCAAUGCCACCAAAGCAAAAAACCGUCACAACCAAAAUGCUGUUGGUAGUUUCAUUUGUCCUUAUAUUUACGACAAUACCAGUGAGUAUCGUCUACUCUUUGAACGAUAGAUUCCCACUUGGUGAUUUAAGUGCUAUCGAUAAUAUAUCUAAUGACGUCACAUGGCAACGUCAUUUGAAUUUCAUGUUGACCCAGGAAAUUAUCUACGAUAUUGGUAUGAGCCACUACGCCUGCAACUUUUAUUUGUAUCUGCUCAUUGGCAAAAAAUUCAGGUUGGCCAUAAAGAAAUAUUUUCAAAAACUUUCAGUUAUGAAACUGGUGGAUUUCAAAGACAGGAAUUCGAGAUCUUUGCGAUCUUCUUUUACCGAGUUAAGAUCUAUGUCGUAACGUUUGAUCUCGAGAAAUCGCAAACAUCAGUGAGAGGAAAUGAAAUUAGAAACAUUAACGUGAACAAUGUAAAUAAUUAACUUGAUUAACUUGUUAUAUACAUUGAUUUUCAAUAUUUACAUCUUUUUAAAUGGACACUUUAGCUCAUAUUUCUAGCUUUUCCUCAUAAAUCCAUAGAGAAAAGAGAAAAUUGCGCAAUUUGCCAACGAUUCAUAGAGACAGGAUAUAAAAGCGUAGAACUUGUCUAUAAAACUGCCAUGCCAUUCGAGUCGGUGUGUCUAUGAGAUAGAAGGGGGAAAUGGUUGUAAAUGAAUUAUCCUUAUGUGUCACCUAUCUAUAUUGGCAUUGCUGAAUAGUCGGCAGAUAUUAGUUUUAAAAAAAACUGUAGGCGAACAAGUAAAUAGUGUUUCACCUUGAGAAGGCAUUUAGUUGAAUGAUCUACGAUUUGCUAUCUUUGCAAAAAUAUUAGAGUUUAGAAUGAAUUGUAUAUAAAUGUAUGUAAUUUAUGGCCAUAAAAAUUUUGACAAGGGUAAAAAGUGGUCAUACAAGAAUAUGUAAAUAGCAAUUCAGAAAUAAAUCAUUGGUACAUGUAUGUAUUCCACUAAUUCAACAUUAUAUUUUGUGUUUAUAUAUAUAUGUGUGUAUGUGUGUUUGGAGAGAGAGAGGGAGAGAGAGAGAGAGAGAGAGAGAGAGAGAGAGAGAGUUUUAAAAACAACUUAAUUGUCACCUCAAACGUCAAAAUAAAUACCCAUCUGAAAAUAUCA
Molecule: messenger RNA, 2178 nt
Organism: Magallana angulata
Lineage: Eukaryota; Metazoa; Mollusca; Bivalvia; Ostreida; Ostreidae
Product: growth hormone secretagogue receptor type 1-like
Exons: 2
Coding region: 320-1414 (364 amino acids)
Biological process (GO): G protein-coupled receptor signaling pathway
Cellular component (GO): plasma membrane
Molecular function (GO): G protein-coupled receptor activity
Source: RefSeq, a predicted model, not a curated record